AUGCCUCCUAAGAUCGCACGAAAGCUCACUGCUGCUGAGACCCAGCACGCCAUCGCUCAGACGCAGGGCCAUGAAGCUUCUCAAAGCAACGAGGAUGCAAUUCAGCCUGAUCAGGAGACUCAAACCGACAAUGACACCCAGCUCGACCAGAAUACGCAACCCGAUGCAGAUAUUCCCACGAGCAGCGGCGACAGCGACGUGGUCAACAAGGCAUUGGCCUCGAUUGCUGAUGGCGCCAGUGCUGCCACACCUGAUACUCCUGACUCAUCUGCCGAUGAGACCGAGACUAAGGCUGCGAUCAAGGCUGCAACCAAGAAGCCUGCAGCCAAGAAGGUUUCUGCCACCACUGAUGGCAAGAAAGACGGCGAAGGAAAGAAGAGAAAGCGUCGUGUCAAACGUGAUCCUACAAACUUUCAGGCCUACAUCCACAAAGUUCUGAAACAGAUUCAUCCUGACAAUGCAAUUGGCAAGGCUGCUAUGCAGAUUAUGAAUGACUUCGUCAAAGACAUUUGCAUUCGUAUUGCAGACCUGGCUUCGGAUCUAUGCAAGAAGCUGAAGAAACCUACCCUCCAGGCUCAUGACAUUCAGGCUGCUACCAAGCUCAUUCUCUCCGGAGAGCUGGGAAAUCACGCCCAGCGCAAUGGUGCAAAGGCUCUUCGUGCCUUCAACCAUGCUACCAAGAAAACCCUGCGCUAG
Aureobasidium melanogenum CBS 110374 is the source of this 696-nucleotide messenger RNA. Its product is annotated as histone-fold-containing protein. NCBI's taxonomy places the organism in Eukaryota, Fungi, Ascomycota, Dothideomycetes, Dothideales, Saccotheciaceae. Gene Ontology annotation, cellular component: nucleosome. Gene Ontology annotation, biological process: nucleosome assembly. The record is from RefSeq and is a predicted model, not a curated record. The coding region runs from base 1 to 696 and encodes 231 amino acids. Gene Ontology annotation, molecular function: protein heterodimerization activity; DNA binding; structural constituent of chromatin. The transcript is spliced from 5 exons.